AAUUGAAAGUUUAUUUUUUGAAUAUGAGUGAAUCUAGAAAAUCUCUAAAGGCAAAAUCAUGGUUUGAACCUAAUUUUGAUAUUUUUAAUAUACCAAAAAAGAUUCCGAAAUAUGAUGAAACAGUUGCCGAUUGUGAAAAGGAUAAUAAAUCUUCUCUAAAUUGUAAAUCAAAAGCAAAUACUUCAAAAAAAAAUAAAGAUUUUAUGGACGCGUUUCAUCCAACAAGUGUAGACGACUUAGCAGUAAAUAAGAAGAAAAUUGAUGAGGUUGCUUUUUGGUUACAACAUGCCUUAAAAUCUAAGUCGAGAGCUCCAAUGUUACUGUUAACUGGACCUUCUGGUGCUGGUAAAACAAUAACAGUUCGAUUGCUUUGUAAACGUCUAAAAGUACAAAUUUUUGAAUGGAUUACUCCUUCUGAUGUUGAGUAUUUUGUCGAAAAUAAUUAUCAGAAUUAUAAUGUUCGUCCUAAACAAGUCGAUUUAUUUAGAGAAUUUCUGCUUCAAGCUCGUUACCCAUCUAUAUUCAGUCAAUUGUCUGGAGAAUCAAAUCAAAUUACUUUAGUAGAAGAUUACCCAAAUGCAUUUAUUCGUGAUCCGGGUGAAUUUCACAGUAUUUUACAAAUGUACUCCGAGCAGUGUAGAUCUCCUAUAAUUUUUAUAGCUACCGAAUCGAAAGAUAGAAGUAUGAAUAUUGGAAAGGACUUAUUUCCACAAAACAUCCGAGACCUAUAUCGAAUUGAAACAAUAAGCUAUAAUUCCAUCGCUCCAACUGCUAUGAAAGCAGCUAUGAAAAAAGCUAUCGUAAUUAUGAAUAAAGAUUCAAGUGAUUCUUAUAAAACUGUACCUCAAGAUUGUGUUGAUUCUGUGAUUUAUUCUUCAAAUGGUGAUAUUAGAAAUGCACUCAUAAAUUUACUUUUCGCGGCAUUAAAAGAUUCAAGUUCGAUCCCUGUAAUAGUUAAUGAUGAAAUUAAUAAAUCUAAAAAACGAGUUAAGACUAAAAAAUUGAAAAAUGUUGGAUGUGACGAAACUAUUGACUUAAUGCAUGGUAUCGGACGAGUACUUUACCCAAAACGAUCUGAAAGUUUAACAAAUUGGCGAUUCAUACAUAAUCCAGACGGGAUUGUAAACAAUUUUUUAUCAAUGCCUUCAAACUUUAUAGCGUUCUUACAUGAAAACUAUCCUAGCCACUAUGAAAGUAUCCAUGACCUCUGUACGGGAGUUGAUAUGUUAUCAUUAUCAGAUUUGUUUUUACAGGAUUGGAGAGAAAAAGAUGCUUCUAAUUUGUUUGCAUUAAACAUUGCUAUCAGAGGUCUAAUGGUUUCAAAUAAUAAUACAAGCUCGUCUUGGAAUCUUGUUCGAGGACCUAAGAAUUUAAAAAAUGAAAAAGAAAAGCCACGGCAUUCUUUGCUACCGGAAUUUUGUCCUCAUUCAGAAUUAGUUUUAGAUUAUUUACCAUAUUGUAAAAUAAUAAGUCCUAAGUAGACGUAUUUUUUAUUUUCUUCG
Chrysoperla carnea is the source of this 1502-nucleotide messenger RNA. It is a transcript of the gene Rad17, whose product is annotated as cell cycle checkpoint protein RAD17. Gene Ontology annotation, biological process: DNA repair; DNA damage checkpoint signaling; mitotic DNA replication checkpoint signaling. The transcript is spliced from 10 exons. Gene Ontology annotation, molecular function: chromatin binding. NCBI's taxonomy places the organism in Eukaryota, Metazoa, Arthropoda, Insecta, Neuroptera, Chrysopidae. The record is from RefSeq and is a predicted model, not a curated record. The coding region runs from base 24 to 1481 and encodes 485 amino acids.